UUAUUUGUUAAUAAUUUUAGGAAUGUUUGUUGAAACUCAAAGCGAGGGCUUUUUCAUUCAUUCAAUAUCUGUUAAUUGACGAAGUCGUUGAAGGUCGUGAUCGCAUAACAUUCAACCGCAAAGUGGCAGCGGCGACAGCACUGAUAAUAAAAAUUUUAAUUGGAUUUGGAAGACUUUCACAAGGCGACAUCGUAGCAACAGUGGGACACAGAUAAUGUUGAGCCGUUUGCCGCUAUAUACGUGUGGAGAGAUAGUCCGAGGAUUUGGACGUGGUUCCAAAGAACUGGGCAUUCCAACAGCAAAUUACCCGCUUGAUGUGGUGAAAUCGCUACCAGAAUCCCUUCCCACCGGGGUCUACUACGGCUGGGCGAAUGUUGACAAUGGUCCAGUACAUAAAAUGGUCCUCAGCAUUGGCUGGAACCCAUUCUACAAUAACACAGAGAAGAGUGUCGAGACUCACAUGCUCCACGAAUUCAAUUGUGAUUUAUAUGGACAAAUCCUUAAAAUCUGCAUGGUUGGUUAUCUGAGGCCUGAGCGCAGUUUUGAUUCGCUGGAGGCCCUGAUAACGGCCAUUAAGACCGACAUAGAUCAGGCCAAAGAAUUACUUAGUACACCCGAAACUAUGAAACUACAAGAGGCUACCUUCUUUAAGGAGGAUAUCAAGAAGAACUAAGGACAAUUUUGUAUUUUUAUUCUUUUAAAAGAGAUUUAUCUUAUCAUUUUAAUUAGCGGAAUGUACAUAAGCAGCCAGACUUCGAAUAUUGACGUACUUAAAUGAAACACUUGAAAUUCAAAACAUUACAUUCAUCAUGUAUCAUUGUUAUCAAAUUGUAGUUAAAUGUUGACCAUUUAAAUAAAUUAAAUUUUUUAUUUUACAAAAUCA
Molecule: messenger RNA, 883 nt
Organism: Drosophila willistoni
Lineage: Eukaryota; Metazoa; Arthropoda; Insecta; Diptera; Drosophilidae
Gene: Rfk
Product: putative riboflavin kinase
Exons: 2
Coding region: 215-673 (152 amino acids)
Biological process (GO): riboflavin biosynthetic process; FMN biosynthetic process
Cellular component (GO): mitochondrion
Molecular function (GO): riboflavin kinase activity
Source: RefSeq, a predicted model, not a curated record